Messenger RNA from Haplochromis burtoni (Burton's mouthbrooder), 1333 nucleotides. RefSeq names its product high affinity immunoglobulin gamma Fc receptor I-like. The record is from RefSeq and is a predicted model, not a curated record. The transcript is spliced from 8 exons. NCBI's taxonomy places the organism in Eukaryota, Metazoa, Chordata, Actinopteri, Cichliformes, Cichlidae. The coding region runs from base 27 to 1004 and encodes 325 amino acids. Gene Ontology annotation, molecular function: transmembrane signaling receptor activity. Gene Ontology annotation, biological process: cell surface receptor signaling pathway.
GCUCAUGCAGUCAGCAGCAAGACAUCAUGGAGAUUACAACUCUCAGCAUUAGACUUUUGACUGAGGUUUUGGUCCUUGUGGCUGUACAAGCUGAUCGCAGCAACUUUGCUGAUGCAGUUUUUCCUCACAUUGUUCCAAAUACACUUCAGUUCUUUGAAUACAAGUCUAUCUCUCUACAUUGUGAGGAAGAUAACAGCAUCACUGAAUGGAUCGUGAAGUGGAAAUCCCUUAAAAUAGAAAACUCUUCCCAGACAUCUAACACAUCAGCAUCACCCUGCACAAUUUAUCCCACCUUUGAAAGUCACAGUGGAGAAUACUGGUGUGAAAAUGAAGAUGGAGAAAAAAGUGAGGCUGUGAACAUUGUUAUCACUGCUGGUUCUGUAAUCUUGGAAAGUCCUGCCUACCCUGUGAUGGAGGGAAAUGAGGUGACCCUUAAUUGCAAAAACAAGAAAACUCAGUCAGAACACAUCACUGACUUCUACAAAGAUGGUGUUUCUCUAGGGACCUGGUAUCAAAGCAGCAUGACCAUCAAAAAUGUCUCCAAGUCUAAUGAAGGACUCUACAAGUGCAGCAUAUCUGGAGCAGGAGAAUCACCCGAGAGCUGGUUAGCUGUUUUAAAACAACGUGAAGCACAUUACAAUGAGACUGAUCUUUCACAUGAAGUCCCUAAAAUAUCACAUGAUGAAUUCCCUAAAAAACAAAUUCUGCUGUGGACUGUUAUCUGUGUUUUAUUGGUGGCUCUGUUGUUGAUGGUAAUGGCCCUGAUUCUGCAUAAGAAGCACAAAGACACGGACACCACUGCCCUACAUCAAGCAACAUAUGCUGUGGUCAGUAAACAAAGGAAGCAGAAUGAUGGAGACAUUUCAUAUGAAACAAAUGAUGUCCUGUAUGCCACUGUUAAAAGUCACUGGGGAAAAAAAGAACCAAAAGUGUCCAGAGCAGACAUUAAUCCAAGCUGUCAAGAAGAGACUGUCAUCUAUUCUUCUGUCAAGCCUCAAACAUAAUGUAUUUGUUGGACUUUCAUAAAAUCACGGCAUGUGGUUAGCUUACACGUAACUAUUGCAAAUAAGAAAAUGAAAAACAGAAAAAUAAAAAGAUAACAUGAUCACUGAUAUUGUUAUUUUGAGCUUUAAAGAAAAAAAAUGUAAAAAAAAAAAAAAAAAAAUCAGCCUUAACAGUUAUUACCGUUGUUAUCUCAUAAAGAUAACCCCUUCCCUAAAUGGCACAUUAAGGUUUUAUUUUAUAUGUGUUUAUGAAAUUAGUAUUAUCUGCAUGUACAUUUUAAGAAUGUCAGCUUUUCUCUAAGUAUUUCUUCAGUCAUUGUCAUUUUAAA